Messenger RNA from Stomoxys calcitrans (stable fly), 2864 nucleotides. RefSeq lists its product as uncharacterized. Lineage: Eukaryota; Metazoa; Arthropoda; Insecta; Diptera; Muscidae. The record is from RefSeq and is a predicted model, not a curated record. The transcript has 5 exons. The coding region runs from base 72 to 2660 and encodes 862 amino acids.
UCUAGUGAAUACAUCACACAAGCGUUUUAUAUGAUCCCCAAUUAUUGUAAAAGCGGUUCGAAUUCAUCGCAAUGAAUAGCAACAACAAUCCAAAAUGGAUAGAAUCAAAAUUGUUUGUGGAUGCUCUAAGGGAAUCUGUUGGUGAUUUCAAAGAGAUUCAACAUUUUAAAGUCUCUAAUGCCCUGGGACCAGGUGAAAAUUAUGCCACUAUAGUUUUGCGAGUGCAGAUUGAUUAUCUGCUUCCAGAUGAUUCAAGGCAGUCGCAAAGUUUCAUAUUGAAGGUAGCCCAUGAGAACGAAUGGUACAGACAGCAUGUUGCCAAAUGGGAAAUGUUCAAAAAGGAAGCCAUGAUGUAUACCGAUAUAGUGCCAGAGUUGGAAGAACUCUAUCGCUCCAAGGGCCUUGAAGUUCGAUUUGCUGCCAAAUCAUACAACCUGCCAGUGAAUGAGGAAUAUAUACUUCUGGAGGAUUUAUCGCAUAUGGGCUUUCGCAAUGUCAAGCGUCAGGAUUGUUUCGAUAUGCAGCAUACCAAAAAGUCUUUAAAAAAGUUGGCUCAGUGGCAUGCAGCCUCUGCGGUAAGAGUUGAAAAGAAAGGAUCUUAUGGACCUCUUUUCCAUGGAUUCCUGAUAGAGGAAACCAAAGAAAUGACUGAGCAAAUGUUUGGCGACAGUCUUAAAUAUGUUUUGGCUGCUGUUCGCAAAAUACCUAAUAAUCAAGAGUACUAUGGCAAAUUGGAAUCCUACUUCUCCCGCAUAGGCGAUGUUAUUUACAAAGAACGAUUAACCGAAUGUGAUGACAAUGAAUUUUUAGCCUUGAAUCAUGGAGAUUUUUGGAGCAAUAAUAUUAUGUUUCAAUAUGAGCAAGGCGGCGAUGACGACAUAAGUGAAACUUAUUUUGUGGAUCUGCAGGUACCCAGCUUUGGUUCUGUGACCCAAGAUUUGAUGUACUUCAUUAUGUCUUCCGCGCACUUGGAAAUAAAAAUCAAAUGUUUUGAUGAGCUUAUUCGUUAUUACCAUCACCAGUUGGUUGAGCAUUUAAAAUGUUUGGAAUAUUCGAAGCCGUUGCCAAAUUUAAGAGAAUUACACACAUCUUUGAUCAAGAAAAGUGCAUGGGGUAUUUUUACCGUAUGUUCCACCUUGGCUGGUAUAUUGUGUGACCCCACAGACGUUGCUAGUAUGGAAAAUUUUUUGAACGACUCAGAGGAUGGGGAAACAUUUAGGCAAAUGUUAUAUUUCAAUGAGCGAUACAUUCAACAUCUGGAGGUGAUUUUGCCUUGGCUGAACAACAGAGGGGCUUUUGAAUAUGUAAAACAAUUAACAACUUUCGUUAACUACCAUAAAAUGAAGCGUUUUGCCUGCAGUAAUACCAUAGCACUGAGAGCACGAAAUAAUAAAACCACUUUGACAUCGAAAGUACCUCAAACAAUGACCAGCCAGAGCAACAUACCAUCGUGGAUAAAUUCAACAACAUUCGAGGGAGCGUUACGUGAAUCUGUGGGGGACUUUAAGAAAAUUCAAAACUUCAAUGUUUGCAAUGCUCUGGGACCGGGUGAGAACUAUGCCACAUUAAUGCUGCGAGUUCAAAUUGAGUUUCUGCUGCUGGAUGAUAGCUUGAGCACACAGUCGUUUAUGUUAAAGGUACCUCUCGAUAACAAAUUAUACGAAGAAGAAAUGUCCAAGUGGGAUAUGUUCAAAAAAGAAGCUGGCAUGUAUCGGGACGUUAUACCAGAAAUGGAGGAACUCUAUCGCAACAAAGGCGUGGAAGUUCGUUUUGGUGCUAAAUCUUACUCCUUGCCAGUGACCAAGGACUAUAUACUGCUGGAAGAUUUGUCGCGAAGAGGGUUUCGCAACAUAAAACGCCAGAAUGGUUUGGAUAUGCAACAUGCGAAGAGUAGUCUUAAGAUGUUGGCUCAAUGGCAUGCCGCCUCCGCCGUCAGAGUGGCCCAAAAGGGUCCAUACGACGAAGCCUAUGUACAUGGGUUUUUAAUCGAGAGUUCCAGGGAGAUUACCCAACAAAUGUUCGACUGCAAUUUAAAACAUAUUUUGGCCGCCGCACGUCAGCUGCCCCAUCAUGAAGAGUACUAUGGAAAAAUGGAAGCCAUGUUUGCCAACUUAACCGACAUUGUCUAUAGUGAAAGUUCAACAGAAAUCUUUGAGAAUGAAUUUCUAGCUUUAAACCAUGGUGAUUUUUGGUGCAACAACAUCAUGUAUCAGUAUGAUGACGAGGGCAAUCUAAAGGAUACCCAUGUAGUGGAUUUACAAAUGCCUCGCUUUGGUUCUGUGGCGCAGGAUUUGAUGUACUUCAUAUUAUCGUCCACUCAACUGGAUUUAAAAGUUAAACGAUUCGAUGAGCUGGUAGCCUAUUACCAUCAACAGUUGGUAGAACAUUUGAAAAUCUUGGAAUAUUCCAAAACCAUGCCUUGCUUGAGAGAUAUCCACAAGUCGCUUAUCAAACGGAAUGUUUGGGGUAUUCUAACAGUUUCUUGCAUCAUGGCCGGAGUUUUAUGUGAACCCACAAAUGCUGCUUGUAUGGACAAUUUUGUGACUGAAUCUGAGGAAGGCGAUGAUUUUAGGCAAAAAUUGUUCUUUAGUGAACGUUACUUGCGACACUUAGAGGAGGUGUUGCCUUGGCUUAAUAACAGAGGAGCAUUUGAUCCUUGAGGAGGUAUUGAUGUGGCUAGUAAUAGAGAUUUUAAAAUGUUAAAAAUAUUUGCUGUUAGUCGUAGUUAAUUUCUUAACCUUAAGUAGUGUUACCAGAUUAGUUUAAUAGGUCUAUUAAAACCUACUGCCAUUUGUAUCUGUACACACCGCCAUUUACUUUAAGUUUGUGAUCGAAAUAUAUAUGUGUGUAUAUAAAAUUCAUAA